Messenger RNA from Hemibagrus wyckioides, 2523 nucleotides. RefSeq names its product torsin family 4, member Aa (gene tor4aa). Bases 733 to 1971 code for a protein of 412 amino acids. Gene Ontology annotation, molecular function: ATP hydrolysis activity; ATP binding. The record is from RefSeq and is a predicted model, not a curated record. The transcript is spliced from 2 exons. Lineage: Eukaryota; Metazoa; Chordata; Actinopteri; Siluriformes; Bagridae. Gene Ontology annotation, cellular component: endoplasmic reticulum lumen; nuclear envelope.
UGACUUUUGAAUAACUUGUCGACUUUUAGUGCGCAGUAUGACCCUUAGGAUCCGCGCUCAGUUUAUCAGGUUCAGUUUAUAUGAAGUACAGACACAUUAAUGUGUGUUUUCUGUGUUUGUCGGUGCACGGGUGUAGCGUCUUGCUGUUUUAAAAUACUGUAAUAUAAUGCACUUUUGUUCGAAAGUUAGAUUUCACGAUUCGUCCGAUUUCCUUAACAAUAUUACGAAAAGAACAAUCUCUGGUUAAAGAAAAUCGCAAACGUUUGUACUGCUUAGAAUAGAUGAGUCGUUUUUGGGAGUCGAAAUAAUCGACUCUUUUUCGAGUGAGCCGAAAACAUCUGGAAUAUCCUUCAUUAGGUGUUGCCAUUGUACUCAGCAAGUGUGCUUAAUAAACCUACGACUUUUACACUAUAUUUAGUAUGGAAGUAUGCGUUUUUGAACAUUUAUUACUAUUUAGUACAGGAGCGUGCGGUUUUAGAUGACUUGCCUUAGUGUUCAGCGUUUUCGUAGACUCUGGGUCUUUGCGGUUAGAUGUGGUGGAGCAGAGGAAGGGGGAGGGGUUUCAGUGGAGAGAUGAGCAAAUAGGUGGAGUUUAUAACAAGUGGUAAGUGGAGGUCAGACAAGAACUACCUCCUCCUUUUCCUCUUCUCCUGUCCUCUUCACCAUGCUCCACGUUGAGAGAAAGCUUUGAGACUUUACCAAACCUCUCCGUAGUGAUCGUCUGAAGGUAAGAUGGGGGACCAAAACCUUACUGCCAUGCUUUCAGAGGAUGAAUUGGAGAAGACGAAGGAAAACAGGCCAGUCACGUUCUCUCAGUUCUCCUCAACUGUACGGGCCGUGGUGCGAAUUCGCCAGAAGUACCAAGCAAUGAAAAGGCGCCGAAUGGAGCGGGCAGCGUCCCUGCACAGUGCUCACUUAAUGUCACAUUGCAACGAUCAGCGCUCCAACAGCCCGAAGAUCUUCACGUUUGAUGUACCUGAUGGUAACAGUCCUGUCAACGUAAGCAAGAAAAGGAGAAAGAAAAAGGCACGUGUCCUGUUCCCCAAUAGCAGCCGCCGAGUCUUGCCCACCAAGGAGCAGAGCCGGGCCAAAAGCUGCCUGGUCUUGCUGUGCGUUGUGGUUUUCUUGCAGGUUUAUAACGCUAUUGAAAACUUAGAUGAUCAUGUGCUCAAAUACGACAUGGAAGGACUCGAAAAAACCCUUAAAAGAGAGGUUUUUGGACAGCAGGAGGCAACUGAUGGCCUCUUGGACCAUUUAAAAGAUUACUUGUCCACAUACGUACACAGUAAACCAUUAGUUUUGUCUCUUCUUGGGCCCAGUGGUGUAGGAAAGAGCCACAUAGGAAGGCUGUUGGCUCAGCACUUCCGUUCUGUAGUGGGCGAGCAGCUGGUCAUGCAGUACUUUGUGCUGCACCACUGUCCCACAGAAGGAGACGUCCCACUCUGUACCGGAACCCUGACCUCCCAAGUCUCAGAGAUAGUCACUCGGGCCGAAGAAGAGGAGAAGAUCCCCCUGUUAGUUUUUGAUGAGAUGGAGCACAUGCCUACCGAGCUGCUGGACACUGUGCAAAGUCUCAUUGUAAAAAAAGACACCAACGAAUAUUUGAAUGCCAUCUACAUCCUUAUCAGCAACCUGGAGCAGGAGGAGAUCACAAAGUUUGUGCUGCAGAACUCCACGACCAACGCUGUUUCGGGCCGAGGGCUCCUUAACAAGGAGUUGAAUAAUUUGCUGCAUAAUCAUCUUAAAAAGCACCACUUGCUUUGGCUGGAGGCUGAGUUGCUGCCUCUCACGCUUCUGGAAAAAAUCCAUGUCAUGGAAUGUUUUAUUGAUGAGAUGUCCCGAGAAGGAUUUUACCCAGAACGCUCUCAUGUAGAAAGACUGGCAGAUGAGCUGGGUUACUAUUCUGUGGGUGAACGAGAGUUUUCACGCACUGGAUGUAAGCAGGUGGUGGCAAAAGUGAAUCUUCUGUGAAGCCCAAAGCACGUUACACUGAGCUCAUGCGGAAGUGAGUACUGUUAGAACAAUAAUACACUGACGCAUCAUGAUCAGUACUAAUCUGUGAUGGCUGAAAAUGACUGGCAUGGUUUUCUUGUUAUUUUACAGCUCUAAAGAUGAUCGUUACUAAUGAUGAAUUUUAAAGAAUGUAUUUAAUGCAUUUGUUCCCCUCCAAUACAUUAGUUAAAAAAAAAAAGCAUCAGUGACUGUUUCUCUCUCAUGCUCGCUCUCAUACACACAGUGUGUGAAAGGAUUCCUGUGUACUUUGUUUUGUAGUUGGCUGUUACUAGUAAACAUUUGUAGGAUGUUUAACAAAAAGUAAAUUCUCCCAAGGGAAACUAGGGCAGGGUAGCUGAGAGGCCUUUCAGUACACUGUAAUAUGUCAGGGCAGAUCCACAAUGCCAAAGGUUUCAGUGAUAUUCUAGAAUAGAUAAGAGUUAAACAAAAGAAAAAGGUGAAAGUACUGAAACUGAAAGGGGGUUGGGGAUUUCUUGAGAUCACCAUUAAACCUCUUCAUAUAAGCUGUAA